Molecule: messenger RNA, 5843 nt
Organism: Jaculus jaculus (lesser Egyptian jerboa)
Lineage: Eukaryota; Metazoa; Chordata; Mammalia; Rodentia; Dipodidae
Gene: Iqsec2
Product: IQ motif and Sec7 domain ArfGEF 2
Exons: 16
Coding region: 76-4641 (1521 amino acids)
Biological process (GO): actin cytoskeleton organization; regulation of ARF protein signal transduction
Molecular function (GO): guanyl-nucleotide exchange factor activity; protein binding
Source: RefSeq, a predicted model, not a curated record
CCCGGGGGAGGGUGGCGCCGUGAGCGAGCGGGGACUGGGCUCUCCUGCCCCUUUCCCUGUCCCUGGGCCGCCAGGAUGGAGGCGGGGUCGGGGCCCCCGGGUGGCCCGGGAUCUGAAAGCCCGAACCGAGCGGUGGAGUAUCUGCUGGAGCUGAACAACAUCAUCGAGAGUCAGCAGCAGCUGUUGGAGACCCAGAGGCGGCGGAUCGAGGAGCUGGAGGGCCAGUUGGACCAGCUCACCCAGGAGAACCGCGACCUGAGGGAGGAGAGCCAGCUGCAUCGCGGGGAGCUGCACCGGGACCCUCACAGCGCGCGGGAUAGCCCUGGCCGCGAGAGCCAGUACCAGAACCUGCGCGAGACCCAGUUUCACCACCGCGAGCUACGGGAGAGCCAGUUCCACCAGGUGGCCCGGGACGUGGGAUACCCGAACCGGGACGGCGCCUACCAGAACCGGGAGAAUGUGUAUCGGGACAAGGAGCGGGACGCCUCCUAUGCGCUCCAGGACACUACCGGUUACACAGCCCGUGAGCGCGACGUGGCCCAGUGCCACCUGCACCACGAGAACCCAGCCCUGGGUCGUGAGCGUGGCGGACGGGAGGCCGGGCCAGCACACCCCGGCCGCGAGAAGGAAGCUGGCUAUUCCGCGGCGGUGGGAGUGGGGCAGCGCCCACCGCGGGAGCGGGGCCAGUUGAGCCGUGGCGCAUCCCGGAGCUCCAGCCCAGGCGCGGGCGGAGGCCACAGCACCAGUACCAGCACCAGCCCAGCUACAACCCUCCAGAGAAAAUCUGAUGGUGAGAAUUCCAGAACAGUCAGGUCCACAGAGUCUCAUACUCUACACCAGUAUUGCUGUCCUACUCAGGUCCUUGACUCCAUGAAGCUUACCCCCUCAGGCAGGCUGGCAGAGAGCAGUGUGGAGGGUGAUGCCCCAGGCAGUGACCUGAGUACAGCGGUUGAUAGUCCUGGGAGCCAACCCCCCUACCGGCUGAGCCAGCUGCCCCCCACCAGCAGCCACAUGGGAGGCCCCCCUGCUGGGGUGGGCCUUCCCUGGGCUCAGCGAGCACGACUCCAGCCAGCCAGUGUCGCCUUGAGGAAGCAGGAAGAGGAGGAGAUAAAGCGAUCCAAGGCCCUGUCAGACAGCUACGAACUAUCUACAGACCUGCAGGAUAAGAAGGUGGAAAUGCUGGAGAGGAAGUAUGGGGGCUCCUUCCUGAGCCGCAGGGCUGCCAGGACCAUCCAGACAGCCUUCCGCCAGUACCGCAUGAAUAAGAACUUUGAGCGGCUGCGCAGCUCAGCUUCAGAGAGCCGCAUGUCCCGCCGCAUCAUCCUGUCCAACAUGCGGAUGCAAUUCUCCUUUGAGGAGUAUGAGAAGGCACAGAACCCUGCAUACUUCGAGGGCAAGCCUGCUUCACUGGACGAGGGUGCCAUGGCUGGUGCCCGCAGCCACCGGCUUGAACGGGGGCUUCCCUAUGGAGGCUCCUGUGGUGGGGGCAUUGAUGGUGGUGGAAGCUCCGUCACCACAUCUGGAGAGUUUUCUAAUGACAUCACAGAGCUUGAGGACUCCUUCUCCAAACAGGUAAAGUCUCUGGCUGAAUCCAUUGAUGAAGCCCUGAACUGUCACCCAUCAGGGCCUAUGACUGAGGAGCCAGGGUCAGCCCAACUGGAGAAGCGGGAAUCAAAGGAACAGCAAGAAGACAGCUCAGCUACAUCCUUCAGUGACCUUCCCCUCUUCUUGGAUGACCCAGUUCCCCCACCAUCCCCUGAGCGACUGCCCAGCACUGAGCCCCCACCCCAGGGCCGGCCUGAGUUCUGGGCACCUGCCCCUCUCCCACCAGUUCCUCCACCAGUGCCACCAGGGACCCGGGAAGAUGGUAGCCGUGAGGAAGGCACUCGCAGGGGUCCUGGGUGCUUGGAAUGCCGGGAUUUCCGGCUGAGAGCUGCUCACCUUCCCCUGCUUACCAUUGAGCCUCCUAGUGACAGUUCUGUAGACCUGAGUGACCGCUCAGAUCGCGGCUCUGUGCACCGCCAGCUUGUGUAUGAGGCUGAUGGCUGCAGCCCCCAUGGGACCCUGAAGCACAAGGGGCCACCAAGCAGAGCCCCAAUUCCACACCAUCACUACCCAGCCCCUGAGGGCCCAGCUCCAGCCCCACCAGGGCCCUUGCUACCAGCUCCCAAUAGUAGCACUGGCCCAAGUGGUGUGGCUGGGGGUCGGAGGUUGGGGAAGUGUGAGGCAGCAGGAGAGAACUCUGAUGGUGGAGACAACGAGAGCCUUGAGAGCUCCAGCAAUUCCAAUGAAACCAUAAACUGCAGUUCUGGCUCCUCUUCUCGGGACAGCCUGAGGGAGCCUCCAGCCACUGGCCUGUGUAAGCAGACUUACCAGCGCGAGACAAGGCAUAGCUGGGACUCACCAGCCUUCAACAACGAUGUGGUACAAAGGCGACAUUACAGAAUUGGCCUCAACCUCUUCAAUAAGAAGCCAGAGAAGGGUAUCCAGUAUUUGAUUGAGCGAGGCUUCUUGUCAGACACUCCUGUGGGUGUGGCUCACUUCAUCCUGGAGCGGAAAGGCCUGAGCCGGCAGAUGAUAGGGGAAUUCCUAGGGAACCGGCAGAAGCAGUUCAACAGAGAUGUGUUGGACUGCGUGGUGGAUGAGAUGGACUUCUCCUCUAUGGAUUUAGAUGAUGCACUCCGGAAAUUCCAAUCUCAUAUCCGAGUACAGGGUGAGGCCCAGAAAGUGGAGCGACUCAUUGAAGCUUUCAGUCAGCGGUACUGCGUCUGUAACCCUGCCCUUGUGCGCCAGUUCCGGAACCCAGACACAAUCUUCAUCCUUGCUUUUGCCAUCAUCCUCCUCAAUACUGACAUGUAUAGCCCCAGUGUCAAGGCUGAACGCAAGAUGAAACUGGAUGACUUCAUUAAGAACCUGAGAGGGGUUGACAAUGGUGAGGAUAUCCCCCGAGACCUUCUGGUAGGCAUUUACCAACGCAUCCAGGGUCGUGAACUGCGGACCAAUGAUGACCAUGUGUCCCAGGUGCAGGCAGUGGAGCGCAUGAUUGUUGGCAAGAAACCAGUCCUGUCUCUUCCUCAUCGCCGACUGGUUUGCUGCUGUCAACUCUAUGAGGUGCCAGAUCCAAACCGCCCCCAAAGGCUAGGGCUGCAUCAGCGGGAGGUCUUCCUCUUCAAUGAUCUCCUUGUGGUCACCAAAAUUUUUCAGAAGAAGAAGAUCUUGGUGACAUACAGCUUCCGUCAGUCCUUUCCCCUGGUGGAAAUGCACAUGCAGCUCUUCCAGAAUUCAUAUUACCAGUUUGGGAUCAAGUUACUAUCUGCAGUACCUGGUGGGGAACGAAAAGUCCUCAUCAUCUUCAAUGCUCCUAGCCUCCAGGACAGGCUGCGCUUCACAUCUGACCUGCGCGAGUCCAUCGCUGAAGUGCAAGAGAUGGAGAAGUACCGUGUGGAAUCGGAGCUGGAGAAGCAGAAAGGUAUGAUGCGGCCUAAUGCCUCACAGCCUGGAGGAGCCAAGGACUCAGUGAAUGGGACUCUGGCCCGCAGUAGCUUGGAGGACACUUACGGAGCAGGAGAUGGUCUCAAGAGAGGUGCACUCAGCAGUUCCCUGCGCGACCUCUCUGAUGCAGGGAAGCGGGGGCGGCGUAACAGCGUGGGAUCGCUGGACAGCACCAUCGAAGGGUCUGUUAUUAGCAGUCCACGCCCUCACCAGAGGAUGCCACCUCCGCCCCCACCCCCGCCGCCAGAGGAGUACAAGAGUCAGAGGCCGGUCUCCAACUCCUCAUCCUUCCUGGGCUCCCUAUUUGGAAGCAAGCGGGGCAAGGGGCCCUUCCAGAUGCCACCACCACCAACAGGCCAGGCCUCUGCCUCCUCUUCAUCUGCUUCCUCUACCCACCACCACCACCACCACCACCACCACCAUGGUCACAGCCAUGGUGGCCUGGGGGUGCUACCUGACGGGCAGUCCAAGCUGCAGGCCCUGCAUGCCCAGUAUUGCCAAGGACCAGGCCCUGCCCCACCACCCUACCUCCCACCCCAGCAACCCCCUCUGCCCCCACCUCCUCAGCAGCCGCCACCCCUGCCCCAGCUGGGUUCCAUUCCGCCACCACCUGCCUCAGCCCCACCUGUGGGGCCACAUCGCCACUUCCAUGCCCAUGGCCCAGUCACAGGGCCCCAGCACUAUACCUUGGGCCGGCCAGGCAGAGCCCCACGACGAGGGGCUGGAGGACACCCUCAGUUUGCUCCACAUGGCCGCCACCCCCUGCACCAGCCUACAUCCCCAUUGCCCCUGUACAGUCCUGCCCCCCAACACCCUCCUGCCCACAAACAGGGCCCUAAGCACUUCAUCUUCAGCCACCACCCACAAAUGAUGCCAGCAGCAGGUACAGCUGGGGGCCCGGGGUCUCGGCCACCAGGGGGUUCCUACUCCCACUCUCAUCACCCUCAGUCACCACUGUCACCGCACUCACCCAUCCCACCUCACCCCUCCUACCCGCCCCUGCCCCCACCCUCACCCCACACCCCACACUCACCUCUGCCACCCACCUCCCCCCAUGGCCCACUGCACGCCUCUGGGCCACCUGGCACAGCCAAUGCACCCAGUGCAAACCCCAAGGCCAAGCCAAGCCGGAUCAGCACCGUGGUCUGAUGGAUGGAAUGAGUGAGCUGGGGAAAAGGAAGGUCUGGGGAGUCCACAGGAGAGGGACCUUUCUCCUCUCCUCUUCCUCCGUUUUUUAAAAAAUAUAUAUACACAUAGCAAUGUCCUUCUCUCCACUCCCUUCUUGUUUCCAGACCCCUUCUCCAUCCCCCAGGAGUGGACAUGGGGAUGCCUUUCAGAUUUGGGGACCCUUGCCACUUGCAGCCUGCACUUAGGGCAUUGCAGUGCUGGAAAGUGGUAAGGUCCUCUCAGCAAUCCUUGCCGUCUUUUUCCUGUCUUCCUCCCCUCCUUGCCCCUGGAGGUCUAGCUUGGUGGCCUCAGACCUCUGGGCCAACUGAGCUUCCUUACAGCUCUGGCUAGUGGAGAAGGGAAUGCUUCUGGAGCUGUAAAAGUGGCGGCUUCCCCAGAGCUCCUCUGGCCGUGUGGGGCUAAGAGAGAGCUCUGUAGAGUUGUGGCCAAACCUUAGCUGGCUCGGCCCUCUCUCUGACCUCAGGGCCUGGCCACACACCUUCAUGUGUCUUUCUGCCUGCUGGAGGACACAGACUGUCAGUGCACUUGGUGGGUAGAACCCCUCUUGUGCUAGCCCCUACAUGGGGCAGUGCUUCCUCUUUUGAGCCAAUCUAUGCCCUCUCUCCAGUAGGUCCUAGCCCAGACCUCUUCAGCUUCAGGAACUUGCUUUGCCCUGCAAUGUUCUUUUCCUAAACAAAUUCCAGACAGGUUUUCUGAGGUGGGGGCUCAAGUCUGGGAUGAGAAGGGCACUGCUCUCCCUCACCCAUAUUGCAUGCCCCCCCCAUUCCUUCCACCUCUCCCACCUACAACUGAAGACAAUGCACUUUACAGAUAUCACCCACACACACCUCACUGGGGCAGGGCACCCGGCAUCAGCCCUGGGGAGAGGCUCCCAGAGGGCCACCCUGAGCCUAACAUGUCCUUUCCAAGGCAGAGAUUGAAGCCAUCAGAGCCAGGGCUGGGAGACAGAGAACCCAAGUCCUUCUGUCCAUCAAAAUCUCCAGCCCUUUUGCAGCCCUGUUUAUUUAUUAUAAAUAUAUUUUUACAAGCCCCAGCUCUUAUUCUUGCCCUGCACAUCCAGCUCCUUUCGCAGCUAUCUUCCUCUCCCCUGUCCAUUAUGGGCUGCAGUACAGACAGACAGACCCUGGAUGUCAAAGGGCCAGGGACCCUGGGGUUUGGGGGUG